This is a messenger RNA of Fulmarus glacialis (Northern fulmar), 1737 nucleotides long. RefSeq names its product interleukin 10 receptor, alpha (gene IL10RA). The record is from RefSeq and is a predicted model, not a curated record. Lineage: Eukaryota; Metazoa; Chordata; Aves; Procellariiformes; Procellariidae. The coding region runs from base 1 to 1737 and encodes 578 amino acids. The transcript is spliced from 8 exons. Gene Ontology annotation, molecular function: protein binding.
AUGGCCCCCUCCGCCACAGCCCUGGCACUGUACGUGGCACUGUUCCUCGCCCGGCGGACGGACGGUGAGAAGCUGGCGAGGCCCACGCGCGUGCGCUUUGCUGCGGAGAUAGCACAUCACCUGCUGCGGUGGGAGCCAGGACACAACUACUCCAGUGAUGUCCGCUACGAAGUGGAGCAUAAAGUCUAUGGCACGAAUUUCUCCUGGGCAGCCAUCCCAAACUGCAUGAAGAUCUCGGGGCACUCCUGCGACCUCACGUACUACACCCUGGAUCCUGGACAGCGCUACUAUGCACGGGUCAGGGCCGUGUCUGGAAACCACACGUCCCCAUGGCAAAGGACCAACAGUUUCUCCCCGGAAGAAGCCAGCCUGCGCCUGUCGGGCCAGAGCCUCUCUGUGACAGGCAACACCAUCCACGUGCAGCUGCAGCUUCUCCUCAGGGUGGGGAACCUCACCGUGAAAUACGACAACAUACAGAAGCACACGAGGCGAUACCGGGUGUACGUCAGGAGGGCGCAGGACAAUCGGACGUACGAAGUGCUGGAGAACACCCCGGCGUUCAACAUCAGCAACCUCUUCUGGGACACGGAGUACUGCAUCAGCGUGGAGCCCAACGUGGCCAGCCGGCGCACCCACGCCACACGCACCAACGAGGAGUGUGUCACCAUCAGCAAGAAAGACAGGAGUGCAGAGUUUGUCCUGAGCACCAUCAGCUCCUCCUUCAUCACCAUGUUGCUCUUGGGCCUCCUGGGAGCUCUGCUGGUGUGCACCUACAUCAAGAAACCUGUGAGGCCGCCGUCCGUCCUGAAGUCUUUCAUAAAGCAGAGCUCGCUCUGGGUGGAGCAGGAGUCCUCAUCCUCGGGCAGCCCGGACGCAGACUCUGUCCAGCAGCUGUUCCUGUGCCAGAAGGAGUCACAGCAGCACAGCGGCCUGGAUGGUAGCACCGGCAUAGCCCAGCUGCCCCUGGAAAAGGGCUGGAGGCUCCCAGUGUGGCCCAAGGACUGGGUGUGCCUGCUGGGGCCGGGGGCCAUGGGGAGCGGAGACAGCAGCUGCACCAGCACCGACAGCGGCAUUUGCCUGCACACCUCCUCCUCUGAACUGAGCUGCUCCUCAGGCCCCGAGCCCCAGGGCUACAAGCGGCAGCUGCCCACUGGCGAUGACAGCGGCAUGGGCUUGGAGGGGGAGCUUGGCCUCUCCCCUGCUCGCCCCGCCCCUGCCGCCGGCCAGGACAGCCAGCAAGACGUGGAGUUCCGUGGGUACCUGCAGCAGUCCAAGGGCACGGUGGAGGCAAGGCAGGACGCAGCCAAGGAGGUGCCCUUCUUGGGCUGUGCAGGACCGCCGCAGGGCCCGGGCAGCACUGACAUCGUGCUGGAUGAGGAGCGCUCCGAGCUGGCUGUGGCCAAAGGGUAUUUGAAGCAGUCCUCUCCUGAGCAUCCCCGCAGCCACAGACAGGACCUUGCUCCAUGGGGGCCCCCUCAGGAGCUCACUGCCUGGGACUUUUCCAGCCAUGUGGGGCCCCGAGCCCCCACUCUCCUGAGCUAUGGGGCUCCGGGUGCUCCCUUGGCCUCCAAAGCUGUCCCCGAGCUCCUGAAAGCUCCCUUCGACCUGAGCAUCUUCAACACUGACCUCCUGGGGACGCUGCCCCUCAUCCCCAGCCUCAGCACCAACGAGUGGCUCACGCUGCAAAUCAACCCCCUGAGCCUGCUCAAUGGGGACAGCAAGGACAGCCGCCUGUGA